Messenger RNA from Lottia gigantea (owl limpet), 1554 nucleotides. RefSeq lists its product as hypothetical. The coding region runs from base 1 to 1554 and encodes 517 amino acids. The record is from RefSeq and is a predicted model, not a curated record. The transcript is spliced from 10 exons. Gene Ontology annotation, biological process: cilium assembly. Lineage: Eukaryota; Metazoa; Mollusca; Gastropoda; Lottiidae.
AUGAGUCCUCAAGAUGGCGACGAUGCUAGCCUAGCAGACGAUUCUGAAAUGGCUUUGACAGGAAUUAACAUGUUGUUGAAUAACGGUUACGAUGAAGCAAGAGCUCUGUUCGAGAAAUACAAGAAUGAAAGUCCAUUGAUGCAGGCUGGUUACAGUUUUGUCUAUUUCAUGCAAGCUUUAAUGUCUUUUGAAGAGGAAAAAUUGGCUGAAGCAUUAAAGAUAUUGCAAGAAACAGAGAAAAAAUGUGAAGUGAGCGAUGGAUUUGUUAAAAGUAUGAAGAGAAAACUGUCCAAGAAGAAAAAACAGAGUGCUAAUAGUGUAGGUUUAGAAGAUAAGUUACAGAGACAGAUAAUAGUAGCAGAUAGUCUACUCUACCAGUCUAUACUUACCUUCACCAAUCAAGAUAUACCCAGUUAUAUGAAAGGGGGCUGGUAUUUACGUAAGGCCUGGAAAAUUUACGAGAAGCUUCACAAAGAAAUCAACAAUAUUCGAAAUCGUCAAAUACAGAGUAAGAUUCAGCAGAUGCAAGCCAGUCUUCCCCCUACUGUUAACGGAAAUGUCUCAAAUUCCAGUAACUCGUCGAAAGAGGAAGUUGUCGACGGAAACUCGAACGAAUUAAGUGAACAAAUCGUAGCCCGACUUUUAGGAUCAGUGAAUUUUGGAUACGGAACAUUUCAGUUAUGUAUCUCAAUCAUGCCACCAAAGAUUUUAAAGUUGAUAGAAUUUCUAGGAUUUGAAGGUGACCGAGAAGCUGGUUUGAAUGCAUUGGAUUUUACCAGUCAUUCUGAAGACAUGAAAGCUCCCCUAGCAACCCUUGGCUUACUAUGGUACCACACAGUUUUACGUCCUUUCUUUGCUGUCGACGGCGCCAAUGGCUACAGCGCUGGUACAUCAGAUGCGGAGGCCAUCAUUGCAUCCAAAGAAAAAGAUUUUCCAAAUUCGUCAUUGUUUUUAUUUUUUCGUGGAAGAAUACAUCGUUUACGGGUAGAAACAGAUGCGUCUAUAACGAUGUAUAGAAGAGCGUUUGAUGAGGCCAAGGGACAGAGAGAGAUAGAGUUAAUGUGUCUGUAUGAAAUCAGCUGGUGUAAUCUAAUGAGAUUACAAUGGAAAGAUUGUUUAGAUGGGUUUGGUAGACUAGCUGAGGAAUCUAAAUGGUCCAAGGCGUACUAUUCUUAUCUAAGAGGCAUUUGUAUUGGAGCAAUGGGAGAAUUAAAAGAAGCUCAUUCUAUAUUAAAAGAAGUACCUGGACAAGUUAAAAAGAAAAAUAACCAAAUUGAAGCAUUCGUCUUAAGACGGGGAGAGAAGUUAAAGAAACAGGCGCCUAGUCAGGAAUUCUGUCGAUUACUGGCUCUAGAAUUGAUGUUUUUAUGGCACGCUAUUCCAACUUGUACUGAGGCUGAACUUAAACCGAUGUUAGAUGUUUGUGAUAUGCAGACAGAUCAUAAAGCGUUACAUAUCAAGUCUCUAGUAGAGGGCGCUAUAUUUAAAGAAUUAGGACAAGAAGACAUGGCAGUGGCGGUAAGUUUCUAUAAACUUGUUUAUCAAGACUGCUGA